Zingiber officinale is the source of this 1496-nucleotide messenger RNA. Its product is annotated as glycine-rich RNA-binding protein 2, mitochondrial-like. The coding region runs from base 282 to 602 and encodes 106 amino acids. Gene Ontology annotation, molecular function: RNA binding. The transcript is spliced from 5 exons. The record is from RefSeq and is a predicted model, not a curated record. NCBI's taxonomy places the organism in Eukaryota, Viridiplantae, Streptophyta, Magnoliopsida, Zingiberales, Zingiberaceae.
AGGAGGUUGAGUUUGUCCGAACCGAACCGGUUCACUGGUCUGUUUCAGUUAAGUCUAGGGUUUAAGUUAGGCGGUGAGCGGUGCCGAAAAAAAUCGUCGCCGGCGUUUCUCUCUGUCCGCUGCUCUCCUCUUCCCUCGCCGUCGCAGUUUCCCUUCCGCAGCCGCCGACGCCUUCCCACCCCGUCUGAAGCAAUCCACGGUUUCCGUCGCAGCAAAUCUAUAUUUCCAUCUUUGAACUGAGCAAUUCUCGCAAGCUUUGAUCUGUAGAUAGGAAAAAAAAAAUGCGGUGUUCGAUGCCGAGGGACUUCUCACAGGCGUUUUCUUUUCCUGCGAGGAGGCUACUGGUUCGCUUCACUUCGAGUAAAUUGUUCAUUGGAGGCCUUUCUUUCGACACUAACGAAACUGCCUUACGAGAUGCCUUUGCUGAACAUGGUGAAAUUAUAGAAGUGAAAGUUAUAUGUGAUCGUAUGACUAGCAAGUCAAAAGGAUAUGGUUUUGUUCAAUUUUCCUCGCAGGAAGCAGCAACCAUCGCUUUGCAAAAGAUGCACGGUGAGUCAUUGGAUGGAAGAAACAUCCGCGUGGAAUAUGCAGAGAAGGCGUGAAGCUGCAGUUCGCGGUCGGGUUUCCAUUGAAGCUAUGUAACAACUAAAUAUCACAAAGCAUCUUCCUCCGAAGUUUCACCGUUAAGUUCAAUUAGUCGAGGUAAGCUUCACGGUGUUUCUUUCAAAUAGUUGCUCUUUUUUUUCAUAAAUUCAAGCCUAACAAAAAUAGUUAAUGGUAGAUCAGAUUUGUGCUUUUCUGGGUUGGGUUCUAUCUUUUAAGGCUAUUAAAGUUCAAACAAGUAGUGUUCUUCAUAAUGUGAUUUUGUACACGAAUUACUCCUUCCCUACGUUAAGUUUAUGGUUAUUCAUUUUUCUUUUAUUUAUAUAUAUAUAGGAAUACAAUUACUUAAAAAAACUGUCUUAAGUUUGGUUUUUAAAUGAAAUCAGAAUAUGAUUUUUCUGUAUAUUUUUCCUAAUUAUUCCUUGAUUAUACGUUUUUUAUUUUUAAAAAUGCAUAUUUUUUAUGGAUAAGUGUAGGCAUGAGCAUUCCAUUAAAAUCGAACUGAACAAAGGUAGCAAUUUUUCACAUAGAUGGUAUGGGGGUGAUAGAGAAUCGAAGAGAAACUGUCUAAGGGAGGGUUUUGUAGUGUUGUUGGCGGUUCAUUGGCUAUGGCCUGCAGGAUGAGGAUACUAAGAGGGUUGUUGACGACGGUGUCACUGGCGGCGAGAGCGAGAAGAGAAGAGGAGGCGAGACUGUUAGGAGGAAAGGCUAAUCCUUGAGAGGAGAGCCAAAGAGUUUCUAGAGGAGACGACUGUGAAUUUUAAUUUUUAAAUUCUCAAUCCGGUUUGGUUUAAUUGAUCUAGUAGAUUUUAUAUUUUUAAAAUUGAAACUGAAUUUGUUAAAUUGAAUUAACUAACAUUUUUUAUAAAAUAAUAAAUUUCUGAAUUAAUCAA